Cuculus canorus (common cuckoo) is the source of this 3206-nucleotide messenger RNA. It is a transcript of the gene TMEM72, whose product is annotated as transmembrane protein 72. The record is from RefSeq and is a predicted model, not a curated record. The coding region runs from base 210 to 1019 and encodes 269 amino acids. Lineage: Eukaryota; Metazoa; Chordata; Aves; Cuculiformes; Cuculidae. The transcript has 5 exons.
AGACUGGUUGGUUCCCUGUGGUGGCAGCUCACUCUCCGACCACCCUCUCCAGGGACUCCUGAAUGCAGUGCCCUCUCCUUCAGGAAGGUGACUUGGUCCUGGGCGUGGGAGGCUCUGACUGAGGCUGGGAGCUGCCGGACUACGCAUGAGGCAGGAGGUCUGAAAAGGAGCUUCUGCCUGGCCAGCACCGCAAUAUUCAUCUCUUCACCAUGAGGCACAAGGUGCUUUGGAGUGCUCUGGAGUAUACUUGUCGAUUGCUGGGCAUCUCCACCGCAGCAGUGCUGAUCGGUGUGGGAGUAGAAACUCUGCAGCAAGGACAAUUCAAAAGCCUGGCAUUCUAUCUGCUUUUUUCAGGGGUUGCAGUUACUGUCUGUGAAGGCUUCUUCUUUAUCAGUUUGUUCCUGGAGAUGUGCUUCACAUACAACCCUGACUCCCUGACGCAGGCCUGCUGGAAGCGAGCUAGGCGCCCAGGGAGCUUCCAGAAAUUCCUGGGGUACACACUGCUCUCAGUGGCUUGCUUCCUGCAUCCAGUCCUAGUCUGGCAUGUCACCAUCCCUGGGUCCAUGCUGGUGCUCACCGCCCUGGCUUACUUCCUGCUGAGCAAGAGGAGGAAGAGUCCAGGACACAAAGAGACGCAUCCCCAAGCAGGACAGUAUGUGGACCCUUCAGCCACUGUGGCAGCCCCAACUGUCGCUGGUGACACUGAGCAGACCUACACGUUCCAUGGGGCCCAGAGGGAUCAACACCACUCACUACUGGGCCACAUGAAGAGCAUUUUGAAGGGUAGCAAGGACAGGAGCCUGGCCCUGGCAGCUCCUGCCCAACCAGCAGCCUUGCCAGCCCCACGCAAGCAAGUUCACUUCCAGGAGAAGGUGGUGCAGAUCAUCCCUUCUGUCAGUGAAAGCUUGGAAGACAUGGAAAGUGAGGCUGAAGAGACCACAUCAGACACAACACCCAUCCUCACCCCACCUGACGCCCCUGUCAUCCUUGCUCCCCUCAGCACCACAGGCCUCUUUUGAGCCUCUCAGCAGGAACGAUGACAGGGCAGAUGCACUAUCCCUGAUGCUGGUGUCCCUCCCUGUUGCUCCAGCAGACAAGGAGCCCCGAGGAGUGACCCUGCUUGCCCAUCCUGCCUCCAGAGUGACAACUGUGUCACUACCUUUUCAAGGGUUUGCCUGCACUACACAUCCCACUCUCUGUGACAGUGGUGGUCCCUAGUCCCUGCAGUGCCGUACCCAGGGGACAGAUGGUGGUUCAGCCACGGUAGUGCCAAGACAGUUAAGUGUCUGCUCCCAUGGCUUCAUAGCACUGUUAUGGCACUGCACCUCACAGUGGCUGAACCUGCCAAUCAGCACAGCCAUGGUGUGGGCAUCCCAUGAGGCAGCAGCAGGCAGAAGGAGGGGACAUCACCAUGACCCCAGAGUAGACCCAGCUGUGGGCGGUUUCUUCCCUCCUGCCCUUGCUGCACAUGGAAGCACUCAGGGCUUGGGACACAUACAGCACAGGGCACAGCAGCCUGAAGGUUCCCUCAUAGCAUCUGCGCAAGCUGCAGCAGGAUCGGGGCAUCCAAAACAUCAUUCCAGAGGUGGGCUGAGACCAAGCACACCCCUGGGGCUAGCACCCGUUAAGUCCCCUCCCCUGUGACACACUCUGAGCCCAGAAGAGUCAUCACCUCUCAGCUUGGGAAUGCCUAUGCACAAACAAGGAGGACCCUGGGGCUUCCUGGUGUCCCCUGCCUGGACAGACCUUUUGAGUUAGAAGAGCUUUGGGAUGAUGUAGCAUCUCAGGUCAUGAGGUUCAGCACUGCAUUGGCACAGCAGACUCUGUGUAACUCCCCAAGUAUGUUAAUCAUGGGCCCCAGAGGGCAAAGGCAAUAAUCAAGUUAUGACGCUAUCCCACUAGUCCCCUCCAUGCCAGCUUUCCCCAAACCCUUCACCACUGGCUUGAUCCGACCAUAUUUUCUGACCUUUGAGGACCAUUCACCUAAAAUCAGGCAUUUCUCUCUUGUUCAACUCAUCCCCUCAUGUCUCUGCUACCCGAGGACUGUGACUUUAUGCUUCCACGUGGCAAAUGCCACCUGCACCUACAGAUACCAUCACCAAGACCCUCUCAUCAGCAUCAGGCAACUCUUCUGGCUGCACAUCGAGAAGAGCUCAGGUAGCUGGGCUUUUUCAGGUGCACGACAUGAGGCCACACUGUUGCUGCUGCUGGGAUGAAGAGCUCUAACUGCUUUAAGCCCAAACAUGCAACACUGGGGUGAGGUGGCAGUAAGGAGAGGAGAUACCAAAGUUCUUCUAAGACUAUUUAUAAGGUAGAAGCCAGUGGGGCUGACUGUUUUUCUUAGAAAUACAUUAUUUCUUCAUUUUUAAAAUCUUGUCUUUCUGAGUCACAGGCACCAUUUUCAUUUAGGAAAACUGUAGUUUGUAGUGAGGGGUGAAAAUGUGAAGUGUAAGUAUUAAAAAAAUCAGAGUGCAACUGAGAUAAGAACCUGGUGCCACUUUUUAAUAAACUCUUUUUAAGUGACUCCUGAUUUGGGAGACGGAUGAGGAAGAAGGUAGAAGAUAUUGACUCACAGUAUUUGACUGCCUGUGCUUGAUAAUAAAACUGCCCACAAGAGCAGCUUACAAAUGGUUGCCCAUGCUUGUUAUUCCUAAAACCAGACAUGAACAAAAAGCUUUGUUGCAUCACCAACAUUUAAAAUGAUAGCUGGUAUCAGUCUGCUUUAAACACAAUACAUGGAUUAGAGACCUCCUCCUCUGGCUGCCCAAAUUAACCAUACUCCCCAUAAAUGCGUGCUGGGAAAGAGUCACGUACAUAUCUGCCUGUAGGGAGGCUUUGUGCCUGCAAAAAUAUCUUCAGAAAAUUGUGCCCAUUAAUAGCCUAAUGCUGCACAACUGAUAGGAGGAAGCCCAGGAUCCAACCACAGCUUUACCCUCGAGCUCAUGUACUCAUCACAUUAAGAAAUAAAAAUGAAGUUAUUUUAUUCUAAAGUUAGUGGUCGAACAGUAUAUCUACAUCAACAAAGGUCCCAAGUCAGCUAUGCUAAUAGAGUACCCAUCCUUGCCAACUCUACCCCAAAAUGCUGUGUUUGAAGCUGGCUCCCUGAUUCAAUCACACAUCUGCAUUGCUAUUAGACCUGCUCUCAUUAGCAAGCUCAGCAUUCAGCAUAAUCCAAGGCUCUUAUUUGAACAUUGCAUAACUAAUUA